Molecule: messenger RNA, 1422 nt
Organism: Larimichthys crocea (large yellow croaker)
Lineage: Eukaryota; Metazoa; Chordata; Actinopteri; Sciaenidae
Gene: wdr82
Product: WD repeat domain 82
Exons: 9
Coding region: 281-1222 (313 amino acids)
Cellular component (GO): Set1C/COMPASS complex
Molecular function (GO): protein binding; chromatin binding
Source: RefSeq, a predicted model, not a curated record
AACUCUCGCGGUAACUGCCAAUGCGCGUGCCGCCGAGUGAUGACUAUGCGCGUUACCGUGGCGGCGAAGGCGGCGCGUUUCCCUCCGUCCUCACUCCCGUGAAUCAGAAGUAGCUCAGGCGGGCUUUCGUCGCUGCUUUUUUAACUACACUUAACGAAAAAGAACUGCUAGCACCAUUGCAGUUCAUUUAUAUAAACAUAAGACUGACCAUAAGGGACAUUUGUAAGCCUUUUCACAGUUGAACGAGGGCCCGCUUCCCCUCACACAGACAGAGGCCGUCAUGAAGCUGACGGACAAUGUGCUGCGGAGCUUCAGAGUUGCUAAGGUGUUCCGAGAAAACUCAGACAAAAUCAACUGUUUCGACUUCAGCUCAAACGGAGAGACGAUUAUUUCCAGCAGCGAUGACGACUCGCUGGUCUUAUACGACUGCCAGGAGGGAAAACCCAAGAGGACUCUCUACAGUAAAAAGUACGGUGUGGAUCUGAUCAGGUACACACACGCAGCAAACACUGUGGUCUACAGCUCCAACAAAAUUGACGAUACCAUCCGGUACCUGUCGCUUCAUGACAACAAAUACAUCCGCUACUUCCCUGGGCACAACAAAAGAGUGACGUCUCUCUCCAUGUCUCCUGUGGACGACACAUUUAUUUCUGGCUCAUUAGAUAAAACAAUCAGACUGUGGGAUUUGCGGUCACCCAAUUGUCAGGGCCUGAUGCACCUGCAGGGGAAGCCGGUGUGCUCCUUUGAUCCAGAGGGCCUCAUCUUUGCUGCUGGAAUAAAUUCAGAGAUGGUUAAACUUUAUGAUCUGCGGUCGUUUGACAAGGGUCCCUUUGCAACCUUCAAGCUUCAGUAUGACCGGACAUGCGAGUGGACAGGACUCAAAUUUAGCAACGAUGGAAAACUCAUUCUUCUUUCUACGAAUGGCGGAGCCCUUCGCAUCUUAGACGCUUUUAAGGGCGCUGUGCUACAUUCCUUCGGGGGCUACAACAACAGUAAAGGUGUGACACUGGAAGCAUCGUUCACUCCAGACUCUCAGUUUGUUAUGAUUGGCUCUGAGGACGGAAAGAUCCACGUGUGGAAUGCAGAGAGCGGAAUGAAGGUGGCGUUAUUAGACGGGAAGCACACGGGACCAAUAACCUGUCUGCAGUUCAACCCCAAGUUCAUGACGUUUGCAAGUGCCUGCUCCAACAUGGCGUUCUGGCUCCCCACCAUCGACGACUGAUGACGGAGAAGUGAAGGCUUCUGUUGAAGGCCAAAGUCAAAGUGACCAGCAGGGGUCAGCACAGCCAGCUCUGUAAAUUUCCCAGGAAGUGCGGCCCGUUCGAUACAAAUUGUAAAUAAGUUGUUUGCAGAAAUAGAUUGUUUGUCUAUUCUUUUUUUAUAUUUCUAUUUAACAUUAAACCAUUUCUUUGUAAGAUGGUG